CAGCCACCGGGUGGCCAGCCCAGUCCUAACCCAGUUGCCGCAGACGAUGGCACAGACGCGGGCCAGGGACCUGCCACCGGCGUGACAGCCAACGUCAUCGCCCGCGUGACUCCCACCUUCCGCUUCCCGGGACUGGCCGAUUACGCCUUCGUUUUCCAUGACCCUAUGUUGCCGUCCCGCUCCCGCGACCUGCUGCCCUACGACCAGCGUCACGACCGCGCCGAGCCCACCAAGAUCAUGCAGCCCCUCUUGCUCAUUCCGCAGCUCUUUUCCUGGCUAGAUUUCCCGCAGGACUAUGCAUUUAAGCAAAUACAGUCCAAGCACCACCUGCGAGGUGUAGCCAGGUUGGACCCUAACUGGGGGGAUGCCCCGGUCAUCAGCUUCUACUCGGAGGGAGUCCCACCGGCAGUGGCCACAACCUCCACAGGCGUGGCAGCGGCGGCUGCGGCAGCUGCAGCGGCUUCAGCUGGGCCAGCGGCAACGGCUGCCGCUGCAGACGGCACGACCCCUGCCACCGCCCAGCCGGCGGAUACGGCGGCCGAUAAUGCCGGCGUGGCCGACGUGCGGGCGUACCGGGUGCUUGAGACGGAGGUGUCUCGCCUGCUGUCGCAGCGGCCCGUGUGGGGACUGGAAUUGAUGCGAGAGCGAUGUGCGGCCUGUGCGGCGGUGCAGACGGCGAUGCCCGGCGGCUGUGACGGUGCGGCGGUGGAGCGCGUGGUGCAGCGGCUGUGCUACCGGUUCAAGACAGGUCCUUGGCGCGGCCUGUUCAUUCGACGUGGCUAUGACCCACGGGUCGAUGUGGAGGCACGCAAGUACCAGGCCAUCAUCUACUCCCUACCCAAUAACUGGUACCGCAACCUGGUGAAGGCGGGAGUGCGGAACAGCAUGCAGAAGCCGACGGCGCCGCCGCUGGGGGAAGGAGCUCCUGGGGCAGCGGCUGACGGCGCGGCGGCCUCUGCCGCUUCCCCGACAGCUGCGGCGGCGGCGGCGGCGGCGGCCGGUAGCCCAGCUGGUGGCGGCAACAGCGGCGCCACUUCGCCAGUGGCGGCAGCGGCGACCGGGCUGUCUGCUCUGGCGCCCUCUUGCCAGGACGACCUACACAGCUUCCGCGCACUGCCCACUCAGCAGAGCACCACCUUCCAACUGAUUGACAUGCAACUGAAGGCAGUGCAGGAGGUCCUGGAGGAGGCGCCGCCUUCCUCUUGCGCGAGUCGCUGCAGCGAGAAGACCGGCUGGUUCAGCAACGCGGUGCUGCAGCGCAUGCAGGGGGCCAUACAGCAACGUUUCCUGCAACUCAUGGAUGAGCUGGCGCCGCCUGGGAUGAGCUCCACAGCGGCGGCGGCGGCAGCGACGGCAGGCGGGAAUGCGAACGGCAACGAGCCUGGCGGCGCCGCCGGCAGCGGCAGCGGGCCACAUAGCGGCGGGAGCGCGUCUGCAAGCCAAAAGUGUCCCUCCGCUGCUGAUGGCGGUACCGCUGGGGGCGACGGUGAUGUGGAGAUGAUGGAUGCUGACGGGACAACGGCGGCAGCAGGAGUAGCGACGGCAAGCGGGCGCGCCGAUGGCGACGGCGCUGGUGGCGCCGCCACUGCCGCUGCGGCGGAUGUCGCGCUCCGGGCCCUCAUGGCACAAAUGAAUCUGCGUGGGCUGUCCUCGCCGGAUACGGGCAAUGGCGAUCUUGAUGUGACAGGUUUAUUCGGUAGCGAUGAUGAGGACGACGAGUUCCAGCUAUUGGACGAGCAGGAAGAGCCUGGCGGUGCUAGCAGGCGUGGGGUGAGUGGUAGAGCAAGGGGCGACGGGAUGGCGACGUCGGCAGCAGCUGUCAUGCCCGAGGGCCGCGGUAAUGGCGGCAGCGCCGCCGCUGGUGGAAGUGGUGCCAUCGGCGGCAGCCGCCGCCCCGGCAGUGGCGCCGGCGCCGCCAGCCCGAAGGGAGAUGAGGAGGCGCUGGGCGAUGCCUCCGACGGAGAGGACAGCGCAAUGGAGUCCGAGUACGACAUUGGCAUGGCCGAAGAGGAAGAGGAGGAGGAGGAGAGUGAUGAGGAGGACGAAGGGGAAGGGGGGGAGGACGACCGUGGUGGCGACCUGGGUAUGCGGCUGGGUCGCCUGGCUGGCGGCAUGUACUCUUAUGACGCAUAUGGCAGGGUGACCGUGCCGUACGACGGCAGCGCGCCAAGCCGCGGCGGCACGGAAGGCAUGUUUGGUAGCGAGGAUGACGACGAGCCGUACUAG
This is a messenger RNA of Volvox carteri f. nagariensis, 2226 nucleotides long. RefSeq lists its product as uncharacterized. Gene Ontology annotation, cellular component: transcription factor TFIIIC complex. Gene Ontology annotation, biological process: transcription initiation at RNA polymerase III promoter. The transcript has 8 exons. The record is from RefSeq and is a predicted model, not a curated record. NCBI's taxonomy places the organism in Eukaryota, Viridiplantae, Chlorophyta, Chlorophyceae, Chlamydomonadales, Volvocaceae. The annotation marks the transcript as partial.